GAGUUUUAGCAAUGAAAAUCACUCACAUAUAUAUGAAGCCUACCUGUUUCAUAUUUCAUCAUUUGUCCAUAUCAAACAAUAAUCUUUGUUUUAAUCAAUUUCUCCUUUGGUCCUUCAGCCUUCGCCUAGAUUGCUACGUUCUCAAAAGUUUCCACUUUUCUUGGAAGCUUAUCUUACAACCAACACAAAAAGUCUUUCAUUGAUAUUGGAAGUCACACCUUCUAUCUGGAUCAAAAGUUUUAGCACAUCAUGGGCAAUAUGUUCUCAAUCUCAUGCUCAAUAGAUGACACCAUCCGUUGCUGCUGGGAUUUCACUGUUAGACAGGCAACUUACACUUGUAAGCUUGACGAAAAUCUUAAAGAAUUGAAGGAUGCCGUAGAAGAACUGAGAGCACAAAGGAAUGACCUGAAGUUGGAGGUCGAGCUUGCUGAACAAAAACUAUUAAAGCAACUCAACGAAGUUCAACUCUGGCUUUCAAGGGCAGAAACUUUGAUAACAGAGGUUGAAGAAUUGAUAGACUUUGGUUCUCAAGAAACAGAUGAAGCAUGUUUUGCAAGCUGUUGUUCCACGAAUUGCAAGUCUAGCUAUAAGCUUGGUAAAAAGGUCGCUAGAAAAUGUAAAGAAAUAGCGAUUUUAAAGAGUCAAGGAGUUUUCGACAAGGUUGCUCUUGGACGGCCCCCGGCUCAAGUGGAAGUAAUGCCUUUUCAGCCCACAGUUGGCCAGGAAUCAACAUUUGAUGAAGUUUGGAGCUGCCUCAUAGAAAAGGAUGUGGGACUUAUUGGUUUACAUGGCUUAGGAGGAGUUGGAAAGACAACACUCUUGACCCAAAUCAAUAACAACUUCGACAGUAUACCAGAUGGCUUUGACGUUGUAAUUUGGGUGGUGGUGUCGAAAGAUUACACAAUCGAGAAAGUUCAGGAUAAGAUUGGGGAGAAGAUAGGUCUUUCUGAUAAUCAGUUGUGGGUUAAUAAAAGCUCAUAUGAAAAAUGUAAUGAUAUCUUUGAAGUUUUGUCAAGAAAGAAGUUCGUGAUAUUGUUGGAUGAUGUAUCGGAGGGGGUGGAUUUGAUGAAAAUUGUACCAGUACCGAGCAAAAAUGGUUCUAAACUGGUUUUCACUACUCGGAAACUUUCCAUAUGUGGUGAAAUGGAAGCUCAGAGAAUAAUUGAAGUGAAAUGUCUAGGAUCAGAUGAAGCUUUGAAAUUGUUUGAAGAAAAGGUUGGACAUGAGACCCUUGCCAGUGAUCCAGAGAUUCCGAAGCUAGCUAAAAUGGUGGUUGCCGAGUGUGAUGGACUGCCUCUUGCUCUAGUUACAAUCGGUCGUGCCAUGGCUUACAUGAGGAGCCCACAAUCAUGGAGAAAUGCAAUUGCUAAAUUGCAGCAAUCAGCACAUGAGAAAAUGGAAAGGGUAUAUCAUCUUUUAAAAUUCAGUUAUGAUAGCUUGGAUAAUGACAAAACUAGAUCAUGCCUCUUGUAUUGCAGUCUAUAUCCUGAGGAUUAUAUGAUUCUCAAAUCUGACUUGAUCAAUCAUUGUAUUUUUGAGGGGUUUUUGGGUGAGUUUCGCAACCUAAGUUCAGCUCAAUAUGAAGGAUAUGACAUUAUAGAUUCUCUUGUUAGUGCUUCUCUAUUAGAAAAAGAAGGAAACGAACAUGUGAAGAUGCAUGAUGUGGUUCGUGACAUGGCUUUAUGGAUAGCGAAUACUAGAGAAGCACAAAACACUAAAUUUUUUGUGCAAGCAGGGGCUCAGUUAACUGAAGCACCAGAAUUUGGGGAAUGGAAAGGUGUCGAAAGAAUGUCAUUGAUGCAAAAUAAAAAACGAAAACUUGUUGGAAAACCCGAGUGUUCUGCUCUCAAAACUCCGUUUCUCAACCAGAAUGUGUUGAAGGUGAUCAAUGAUGGCUUCUUCCACUCUAUGUCCAAUCUAACAGUUCUAAACUUAUCAGGGCAUAUCAAUCUAAAAGAAUUGCCAAAGGAUAUUUAG
Durio zibethinus is the source of this 1977-nucleotide messenger RNA. The record is from RefSeq and is a predicted model, not a curated record. NCBI's taxonomy places the organism in Eukaryota, Viridiplantae, Streptophyta, Magnoliopsida, Malvales, Malvaceae.